AUGUAUGACGACUCAUCAUGUCCGGAGUCUUGGCAUUACUGGGGAAAUUCAUGCUACCAGAUCACUGAGACGGCAUUUACCUGGUCAGAUGCUAAACGGGAGUGUAGAAACAUGGGUGGUGUUCUGGGUGUACCAAGCUCUGAUGAAGAAAACGAGUUUAUAGGGCAAUUAGCUGAUGGGGUAGUAUGGAUCGACUGUAAUGAUUUAGAGGAGGAGGGGAGAUGGAAGUGCAGAGAGGGUAACGUAGAGGUCGCUUACAGAAACUGGAUGUCCGGAGAACCGAAUGACGUGGACGAUGAAGAUUGUGCGUUCGUUACUCCAAGGGGAAACAAUCAUCAAUGGUUUGAUUGGAGUUGCAGUAGAUCAGUGAGAGCAAUUUGCAAAAUGGCUGCUAGACCAGUCCUUCACGCUUGA
This is a messenger RNA of Asterias rubens (European starfish), 414 nucleotides long. Its product is annotated as perlucin-like protein. The record is from RefSeq and is a predicted model, not a curated record. The transcript has a single exon. The coding region runs from base 1 to 414 and encodes 137 amino acids. NCBI's taxonomy places the organism in Eukaryota, Metazoa, Echinodermata, Asteroidea, Forcipulatida, Asteriidae.